AUGCAUCGUCCCUUUGAGGCGCCUCAAAAUGGGAAAGACAAGAAGACAGACUUUGCUCAGGGCUUUCCCAACCCCGCAUCCCUCUCCCCCCCGGCCCCAAUUCCCCCGUUCCACUCUGUCGCCCUGGAAGCCGCAUCUCGAUCCCUCUGGAACAUGUUUGGCUUCUCAGCUGCUUCCAACAAAACCCAAUCAGUCUGGGGGAGGAAGCAGGAGGGCGGAUCAGACGACGAUGAGGAUGAAGGAGCAGAGGGAGCAGAGGGAGCGGAGGGAGCGGAGGAAGCAGAGGUGGAGGAGAUGGAGGUGCAUGUGUCUCUGAGGGCUCCCAACGGCUCCGCAUCGCGAUCCCUGUUUGGCUUCUCAGCUGCUUCCAACAAAACCCAAUCAGUCUGGGGAAGGAAACAGGAGGGCGGAUCAGACGACGAGGAGGAGGAAGGAGCAGAGGGAGCAGAGGGAGCGGAGGAAGCAGAGGUGGAAGAGAUGGAGGUGCAUGUGUCUCUGAGGGCGCCCAACGGCUGUGUGCUGGAAGCCGCAUCUCGCUCCCUCUGGAACAUGUUUGGCUUCUCAGCUGCUUCCAACAAAACCCAAUCCGUGUGGGGGAGGAAGCAGGAGGGCGGAUCAGACGACGAAGAGGAGGAGGCGGGGGAGGGAGCAGAGGGAGCGGAGGAAGCAGAGGUGGAGGAGAUGGAGGUGCAUGUGUCCCUGAGGGCCCCCAACGGCUGUGUGCUGUCGGCACAUGAUGACGGGUCGCUCCGGGCAGAUACGCCGACAGAUGCCGCCCUGCUGGACUGCCACGUGUUCCGCGUCACCAGGAACGUCCGCUCGGGGAAAUUCGCCUUCUAUUCCAUGAGCAACGAGCGUUACCUACGAGCCCUGCAGCCAUCUCUCCUCUUCACAUCCAUGGUGCAAGGAGACGCAGAGACCUUCUCUAUCCGCCGCCUGGACCUGCUGCCCAACAACGAGCGCUACCUACGAGCGCUGCAGCCAUCGCUCCUCUUCACGUCCAUGUCCAUGAGCAACGAGCGCUACUUGCGCGCCCUACAGCCAUCCCUCCUAUUCACCUCCAUGGUCCAAGGAGAGGCAGAGACCUUCUCUAUCCGCCGCCUGGACAUGCUGCCCAAGUUCCUCGGAGUCAACCUGGGCGGCUGGCUCGUGGCAGAGGCAUGGAUGUGCCCUCCUGCUCUCUUUGACGGGGUCUUCACUGGCGUUGCAUUGACCUUCUCUAUCCGCCGCCUGGACAUGCUGCCCAAGUUCCUCGGAGUCAACCUGGGCGGCUUGCUCGUGGCAGAAGCUUGGAUGUGCCCUCCUGCUCUCUUUGACGGGGUCUUCACUGAUCUACUGGACGGCACGUCCAUCCAGCUACAGUCCGUGGACAACAAGAUCUACUGGACGGAUCUACUGGACGGCACGUCAAUCCAGCUACAGUCCGUGGACAGCAAGUGGGUGGCAGCGGAGGGAGGGGGCGGCGACCAGCUCAGGGCCAAUAGGGAUGCUGCCAGCGCAUGGGAGACGUUUUUUCUUCGCCGGGCAGACCACGGCGCGUUUUUCAUCCGGGCGGGCAGCAGGCACUUUUGGAGCGUGGAUGCUGCAAGUGGCGAGGUGUUUGCAAACAAAGAGGACGAGGAGGAGGGAGAGAUGUUCUGGGUGCGGCUCAAGCUGGGGGAGGAAGGCAGGGAGCAGCUGAGAGCACUGUUGUUGCUUCAACCCUCUCCAUUUAUUUCUCUCCCUCUCUGCUAUCGCCUUUUCUCACUUGUGACCAGGGAGGACAAGGAGGAGGUUCCUCCUCUGUCCGCUCUCCCCCUUGCCGUUUUCCUCCUCACUCUUGUCCCCAGGGAGGACGAGGAGGAGGGGGAGAUGUUCUGGGUGCGGCACAAGCUGGGGGAGGAGGGCACGGUGCAGCUCAGAGCGGCCAAUGGCAACUGGGUGCAGGCUUUGGACGACGGCAGGCUUAUAGCGGAUAUCGAUGAGGACGCCCCUAGGUGGGACACCACGUGCACAUUCACCCUCAGCAAGCUCGCAGAUAUGGGGGGGGAGGCGCAGCUCAUGCUCGCUCUAGGGCGGGAGGAGGCGGAGCGGAGGCUGCAGCAGCACCGGGAGGAGUGGGUGGGGAAGGGCGACUUUGAGUGGCUGGCGCGGCAAGGGGUGAACGCUGUGCGGAUACCCGUGGGGUGGUGGGUUGCUGUUGACCCUACACCAGAUGAAUUCGUGGCAGGAGCACUUGAGCUGCUGGAUAAGGUGGGUCUGUCUGGUGUGCAGUUCAGGCGUGCAUCUGUUCUUUCAGGGAUUCACGGCUGUGUGGUAAGUGAGGAGUUGGCACGGCAAGGGGUGACAGCUGUGAGGAUACCCGUGGGGUGGUGGGUUGCUGUUGACCCCACACCAGACGAAUUCGUUGAAGGAGCUUUGGAGCUGCGGAUAGGAUACCCGUGGGGUGGUGGGUUGCUGUUGACCCCACACCGGAUGAAUUCGUGGCAGGAGCUCUUGAGCUGCUGGAUCAGUGAGGAGUUGGCACGGCAAGGGGUGAACGCUGUACGGGUACCCGUGGGGUGGUGGGUUGCUGUUGACCCCACACAGGAAGAAUUUGUGGCAGGGGCUCUAGAGCUGUUGGAUAAGGUGGGUGUUGGGAGUGGUUUUGGUGGGUCAAGUGGCGUGCUCGCACCUCCGUGUGGGUUGGUGGGUCGCACCUCUAGAGCUGCUGGAUAA
This is a messenger RNA of Closterium sp. Naga37s-1, 2697 nucleotides long. The record is from the annotation of a GenBank genome assembly. NCBI's taxonomy places the organism in Eukaryota, Viridiplantae, Streptophyta, Zygnematophyceae, Desmidiales, Closteriaceae.